UGGUGAGCAACGUGAGGAUGGGUCCACCUAGACGGACAGUUCCAGCGUGGCUGACGCUGGCUUUGUUGUGGUGUGCGGCGCCUCUGGUCCUGGCUGCAGUGGCCCCUUUGGACAUAGAAGUGACCAUCCCUCCCCUACUGGAGUUGCAGCCCUCCAAGGAGGAGGUGUUGUUCACAGUGAACCACGACCCAGACCAAGCCCCGGACCCCUUCACACUGCCCUGCCGUGCUGAUGCUCUACCUGAACCCAGUUACUACUGGCUGAAGGACGGAGAGAAGUAUGACCUGGAUGACGAGGAAGAGGAACAUGGAAGAGUGGAGAUGGUGGAGGGAGAGGGAAGCCUGGUGUUCCAUGAUCCACGCCCCGAGGAUCAAGACGUCUGACGGUGGUCUGCGAAGUCUGAACUCUCCCCGCCUGACGGUGGACGAGGAAGGUACUCUGUGGUUCAGCUACGUUACUCCUGAGGAUGCUUCAGAAGACGCUCUCUACGCCUGUGCUGCCUCCUCUGCUACCAGCGAGCGCCAUGUGUACCUGGUUGAGGACGAGGAAGGAGGACUGCAGAUGCUGGAGGAUGAGCCUCAUACAGAUCCUCUUAUAUCCCUCGAUCUGCCGACUGAGUACCGGAUGGGUAACUGGGUAUACCUGAACGUAAGUUACCCAGGGGAUGACAAGAGCACACUACCAGAGAGUAACCUUCCCCCCGUCAAGCAGUACGUCAGUGACCACGAAGUAACAGCUCUCCAGGGAGACGAAGUCAAGCUCUACUGCAUCUUCGGUGGAUAGUAAGUCUGCUCUUCUCUCUCUCUCU
Messenger RNA from Cherax quadricarinatus, 808 nucleotides. The record is from RefSeq and is a predicted model, not a curated record. Lineage: Eukaryota; Metazoa; Arthropoda; Malacostraca; Decapoda; Parastacidae.